Molecule: messenger RNA, 483 nt
Organism: Entrophospora candida
Lineage: Eukaryota; Fungi; Glomeromycota; Glomeromycetes; Entrophosporales; Entrophosporaceae
Source: the annotation of a GenBank genome assembly
AUGUCUUCGAGAAUGCAUAAUUUCAAGAAUAACAACAAGUCAACUUUUGGACUACAUCGUUCUCUUAUGAAAUCAAAGUCAAACCAAGUUUGGCGAGAAGACUUUAAAAAACAAUGCUUACAAAGUAUUAAGAAACUAAAAGAUCAAGAACUAAAUAAACGAAGAGGAAUACUUGUUGAUAGUGAACCUGACCAACAUCAGUGGAUUCGAAAGAUAGUUUUGAAUGAAUGGAAAAAACUUCAAACAAAUGAUCUUAUACGUUCUAAUAAAAUCAUUCAAGAUAUUAAUACAUCUUUAGAAGAAGAAUUUUUUCAAGAGAUUGAGCAAGAGGAAAUUGAUUUGUCGUAUCAAAUUGGAGUUUAUGAAGAGGAAUAUUUAAAUUCAACACAAAACGCUAAUACAAAUACUUUUAUAAAAAAUGAUAUAAAUGAACAACAAUUGCAAGAUUCUGAUAUUACAAUGACAUUCGAUGAAACAAUUUAA